Molecule: messenger RNA, 1378 nt
Organism: Oryza sativa Japonica Group (Japanese rice)
Lineage: Eukaryota; Viridiplantae; Streptophyta; Magnoliopsida; Poales; Poaceae
Product: CRIB domain-containing protein RIC4
Source: RefSeq, a predicted model, not a curated record
UUGCCACAAACUCUCCAAACAUACCGUACCCUCUAGCCAGAGUGAGCCGGAGUGGGUACUAAACCAAACCAAACCCAACACACGAGAAGAAGAGGAGGAGGUCACCAACCCAACCCACUCUCCUUUCCUCCUAUCCAUUACCCCCACAUUUCUCCCCACCGAGACCACCACAAUUUGCCAUAUGCACCCACACAUCUCAAUCGAUAUUAGCCCCAAUACAUCCAUUUGCUGUAGCAACCAACCCAAUACAGCUGCAGCCUGCAGCAGCAGCAGUAGUGGCGUAGUGUAGGAGUAUAGUAGUAGUGGGAGUGGUAGUACCAGUAUUCUUUCGGCUGUGGCUAGCUGCUCGUGUUUGCUAUACCAAACCCUGCCAAUCAGUUCGUUCUUGCACCUACUGCACUAGCUUUCUCCUCCGAUUAAGGCUGGCUCGCCGCGAGUCAGCCAGGCAGGCAGGCAGAUCAGUUCGUCAACCACGAGCUAGGUUGAUUGGUAGCUAGCAGCUAGCUCCAGCCGGCGAGGAGGAGGAGCAGACAUUGAUUCGAUUCCAAGAUCGUAUCAGCUUAGCUAGCAGUGGCUAGCUAGCUAGUCAUGAGUAGUAGCGGCAAGGAGCAGCGGCGGAUGGACCGGUUCAUCGUGAUCCCCUUCUCCUCCACCUGCCGCAAUGGCUCCAGCGUCGACGUCGUCGACGGCGGCAAGAGCGGCAAGAAGCCCCAAGUGAUGCUGUGUGCGUGUCUAGGCGGCGGCGGCGGCGGCGGCGAGGGCGGCGGCGGCGCGGCGGAGAACAAGCCCAAGGGGGAGUCGCUGGUGGCGAGGCUUCUCCGGGGGUUCAAGAACCUGUCCCAGAUCUUCGCCGUGUACGAGGACGACGGCGAGGAGGAGGAGGAGGAGGAGCGGGAGAUGGUGAUCGGCCUCCCCACCGACGUAAAGCACGUGGCGCACAUCGGCUGGGACGGCAGCACCAACACCACCACCAGCCUCCGCUCCUGGAACCGCGCCGCGCCGCCGUCCUCCUCCGCCUCCGCCGCGUCCACCUCGUCGGCCUUGCCGGCGCCGGCGCCGCCGCCGCCGCCGUCCCAGCAGCAGCCGCCGCUGCCGGCGUUCUCCAUGCGGCAGUUCGAGCUCGCCAUGGCGGCGCAGGCCGCCGCCACGGGGACCACCACGGCGAGCUAGCCUGGCUCACGGGGCGUUGUCUCUUCCACCGUCCCCGAGUCUCCCCAUGUGUAUGUAACUGCGCGUGGGGACGUGGGCGAUUUUUUCUUUCUUUCCUCCGAUUGUUUUCCCGUUUGUUUCCUUGUGCCGUUGUACGUAGCCAACAUUUUCCCGGGGAUCCUUUUUGUUCCUUUUCUCCCGUUGCUUUUUGCCAAUUCGCGAUUGCUUU